GGACUGCGGCGGACAUUCUGAGACUGGGGGGAACUGACUUGGCGUCACUGACAUCCCUAGUGACACCAAUACAGUGAUUAGUACUAAUAAAAUGCACUGACAAUGUACUAAUGGCACUGGGCAGGAAGGGGUUAACAUGUGGGUCGAUCAAAGGGUUAACUGUGUGCUGUUUACUAUGGUCGGUGUCAGUAUGUUUUCCACUGUAAGCACACUUUGUAUAGCUGUGCUAUGCAGAGCCAUGCAAAGCAGUGUGCAGGAGCUGACAGAGGAGAGAACUGUAUUGUUUACAUACAGUUCUCUCCUUACAGUGGUAAUGCUCCUCGAUCACCGGGUG
Molecule: messenger RNA, 334 nt
Organism: Staurois parvus
Lineage: Eukaryota; Metazoa; Chordata; Amphibia; Anura; Ranidae
Source: the annotation of a GenBank genome assembly